Molecule: messenger RNA, 2661 nt
Organism: Pistacia vera
Lineage: Eukaryota; Viridiplantae; Streptophyta; Magnoliopsida; Sapindales; Anacardiaceae
Product: cyclic nucleotide-gated ion channel 2-like
Exons: 11
Source: RefSeq, a predicted model, not a curated record
AUGGCGCCCCCUCCUGGUGUUUCACAUGAUUCUGGGUAUGUUUGCAAGCUGAAGAAAGCGUUAUGGUCGUAUCAUUCUGUCUUUAUUGUUGAUGACAUGAUUAUUACGGGUGAUGAUAUUGUGGUAUUCAGUUUUGAAGACAAAAUCCACUUUAUACCGUACUGUUUUGGGAGUUUGGUAUAUCUCACUAUUACUCGUCCAGAUAUUGCAUAUGCUGCUCAUGUUGUUAGCCAUUUGUUGCUUCUCCUACUAAGUUCAUUGGGCAGCUGUUUCUCGUAUUUUGCGAGCAAGAACACAUCCAUUGUUUCUCAAUCUUCAACCGAAGUAGAAUAUCGUGCUAUGGCAUCUACUACCAAAGAGAUUGUUUGGUUACGUUGGUUACUUGCAGAUAUGGCGUUUUCUUUUUCUCAUCCCACUCCUAUGUGGGUUGAUUCUCAAGCUCAAGCUCAAGCUCAAGCUUCAAUGGUUGAAGCCACCAAGAGUUUUUCUAACUCUGUUGAGUGCUACACUUGUAGUACUCAACCGGGUAUUCCUUUUUUCCACUCUACUACUUGUGACAGUGCCCACCGCCCCAAAUGGCAGGCUUUAGCUGGGUCAUCCCUCAUCCCCAUCCGGGUCGAACCCGAACAACCCGACAUGAAGACUGUCGUCGGUUCGACCCGAGAUGAGGGUUUUCUGGUUCGGUUCGGUUCGGUUUUGGAUCCACGAAGCGAGUUUGUACGAAAGUGGAAUAGGGUGUUGUUGGUGGCACGUGGUGUCGCGUUGGCCGUCGAUCCUAUGUUUUUCUACGUGUUCUCGUUGUAUAUAGGCGAGAGUGGGGUCCCGUGUGUCCACUUGGACGCUGAGUUGGCAGUGCUGGUGAGCGUUGUUCGCACGUGUGUUGAUGUGGUGCAUCUCUUUCACAUCUGGCUUCAGUUCAGAUUGGCUUACGUGUCCAAGGAGUCCCUUGUCGUGGGGUGUGGGAAACUCGUGUGGGACGCACGUGCGAUCGCCCAACAUUACGUGAGGUCUCUUACUGGAUUUUGGCUUGAUGUUUUUGUCAUACUACCAAUCCCACAGGCAGUCUUGUGGUUAAUAAUUCCGAAGCUCAUCCGAGAAGAUGAAAUUAAGCAGAUAAUGUCAAUUCUUCUGCUAAUGAUCAUGUUCCAGUUCUUCCCAAAAGUGUACCACAGCCUGACUUUGAUGAGAAGAAUGACCAAAGUUACAGGUUUCAUUUUCGGAACCAUUUGGUGGGGCUUCAGCAUCAAUCUGAUUGCCUACUUAAUUUUCUCACAUGUUACAGGGGGAUGCUGGUAUGCUUUAGCCACACAACGUGUUGUUUCAUGCCUCCAGCAACAAUGUGAAAGGAGUAAACACUGUGGUGAUUUUUCUCCGUUUUGCUCGAAAAUCGGCGACGGUUCUCAAACGUUGCCAACGAUGAUCGGGAGAUCAUCGUGCUUGGAUGACAAUGGACCCUUCAAAUAUGGGAUAUAUGCUGCUGCCCUUCCUGUCAUUUCUAGUAAUUCUCUUGCUGACACCAUUCUUUAUCCCAUAUUCUGGGGAUUACUAAACCUGAGGUAAUUAUCCUACCAUCAAAGAAUCAGAAUUAGCUCGUUUGGCAAUGAACUUGAGCCCACAAGUGACUUGCUAGAAGUGAUGUUCAGUAUAUGUAUUGUGCUCUGUGGCUUAUCCCUCUUCACAUUAUUGGUUGGGAAUAUCCAGGUGUUACUUCAUGUGGUCAUGGCAAGGAAGAAGAAAAUGCAACUGAGAAGUCGAGAUAUGGAAUGGUGGAUGAGACGGAGACAAUUGCCCUCUCGUCUGAGAUGGCGAGUACGCCAUUUCGAACGUCAGAGAUGGGCAACGAUGGGAGAGGAUGAAUUGCAAUGGAUAGAUGACCUGCCUGAAGGACUCCGGAGGGAUAUUAAACGUCAUCUUUGUCUAGACCUCAUAAAAAAGGUGCCAUUAUUCCACAACUUGGAUGAUCUUAUUCUCGACAACAUAUGUGACAGAGUGAAACCCCUUAUUUACUCUAGGGAUGAAAAGAUAAUUAGAGAAGGCGAUCCAGUGACGAGGAUGUUGUUCAUCGUUCGCGGGCGAAUAAAACGGAGCCAAACUCUAAACAAAGGCAAUGUAGCCACAAGUGUGCUAGAACCAGGAGGCUUUUUAGGCGACGAGCUGCUCUCCUGGUGCCUUCGUCGCCCUUUUACAGACCGUUUACCUGUAUCAUCAGCGACAUUUACUUGCGCAGAAGCCAUGGAAGCAUACGCUCUUGAUUCUCACCAUCUGAGGUACAUUACGGAACACUUCCGGUACAAAUUCGCCAACGAAAAGCUGAAGCGAACAGCCAGAUAUUACUCAUCGAAUUGGAGAACCUGGGCAGCUGUGAACAUACAAUUUGCUUGGAGAAAAUACAGGAUGAGGAUUAGAGGUCCUAUGAAUCCUGAAAUGGGCAGUGGGGGCAUCGAGACUAGGCUUAGACAAUAUGCAGCAAUUUUCAUGUCAGUAAGACCACAUGACCACCUUGAUUAGUGGCAAAAUUUCGGUUAUUGUAAUUCCCAAUAGGAAAAUUUUAUUAAAAAAUUAUUUGUAACUUAGAAAAAAAUUAAAAGAUUUUUUUUUUUAUUUCUAAGUUACAAGGACAUAAGAGUUGGGCUAGUAGUGGCAGGCAAUGUAGUGGGUCUA